CGACUUUGCACUUACUUUGUGACUUGUAGAGCAUACACAUUCCUUCAAUAUGCUGGGGAUCGGACAAACUUCAACUUGGUCGCUCUGGACUGCUCUAGCACUGAACCUGCUUGCUGCACUUCUCCGGCAGCGCUAUCAAAAGGGUCUCAACAGGUACAAUGGGCCCAUUCUGGCCUCCUUUACAAGUCUAUGGAGGGUCUGGAACACCUACCGGAAUUCCACGAAUCUUCCCUUUCUCGCCUGGCAGGAGAAGUAUGGUGAUGUGAUACGACUUGGUCCAAAUAUGCUCGUCUUUACAGAUCCAGCCUGCAUCAAGGACAUCUAUACCUCUGGCUUCGACAAGUCCGGGCAAUACAUGGUCAAUGCAGGGGUGAGUCAAGGCAAGAUCGUUCCUAAUAUUUUCUCGACCCACGACAAAAAAUGGCACAGUCAAUUGCGGCGCUGUGUCAGCAACGCCUUCUCAUUGACGUCGAUCGUCCAGUAUGAAGCUCAAGUCGACCAAACACUCGCAACCUUCUUGGAGAAGAUGGACAGUCUCUUUAUCCACCAGAAGGGAAUGGGGUCUAUGGACCUGGGACUAUGGCUUCAAUACUUUGCCUUCGACGUGAUUGGAAAGCUCAGCUACAGCUCUUCAUACGGUAUCCUUGAGUCGGAUGGGAAAGAUGAUGCUAUGAUACAUACCAUUUCGCGCUUCUUUGAGUAUGUCGCUAUGGUGGGCGUUUGGCCUAUGCUCGAUCGUCUCCUGAGAAAGAACCCGAUCCUCCUAUUUCUUGGACGACACGGCUGGUACGACAAACCUACUCCCACUGUCCCAUAUGCCCGAAAGCAGCUUGCAACUCGAAAACGCAACCAGCUUGUUGAGGGCAGCGAUGCGGAAAACCCUGGCCAGGGUCGUCAGGCAGAUAUCCUGCAGAAACUACUCGAGGCGCAAAGGCAGCAACCAGAUCUCAUUGACGACAGAACGCUGCUGGGACUUUCAUUGUCAGCGAUCAACGCGGGAAGCGACACGGUGUCUACAGCGCUAUCUGGAAUUCUGUACUAUCUGCUAAAGCAUCCCUCAGCGAUGGAGAAAGCGGUGAAAGAAAUCCACUCAAAACUCCCUCCACCAGCGAAGAGUGCAUCUCUUGGUGAGGGCGUGGUAUCGUACAGCGACGGCAGAUCACUGCCCUAUCUCGAUGCCUGUAUCCAAGAAGGACUCCGGUUGCAUCCGCCUGCAGGUGGAGCAACAUUUGAGCGUGUAACCCCUCCGCAAGGAGCAACGAUCGCUGGCCACUUCAUUCCUGGUCGGACAACCGUGUCUGGCCUUGCCUACCUCAUGAACCGACACAAACCCACUUUCGGCGAAGAUGCCCUAGAGUAUCGGCCUGAGCGGUGGCUUGACAACGGCGGACCGGAAGAAGAGGCUCGACUCGCGGCUAUGAAUCGGGCAAUGUUUGUCUUCGGUAUUGGUCCACAUACCUGCUUAGGAAGGAACAUCGCACUGCUGGAGAUUUACAAGACAAUUCCAACAAUUUUGCGUUGCUUUGAGAUCCGACUGUCAGAUCCGUCAUUACCAAUCAAGAUCAGCAAUUUCAUGGUCAUGAACAUCCGAGGACUCUACGUGGAUGUCAGGCGCCGGGACAGAUAAGAUUCGAGGAGGUUUGCUUAUGUAACCACGUGAUAAGGCUAUAAGGCUGAAUGCCCCUUGACAUGGAUCGCCAGUCUCGUAGGACGGGUAUCGCUCACCCGCAUUACGGUUUGGCAUGAGCCCGGUCUCGGGCACCAUGAGUAACCGAGUCGCAAUUGACGAGAAUCCUAUCUUACACGAUCCUACACUUCAUGCCACAAAGAAGCUGGAUCCACGUUCCAUGGCGAUUCCAAAUCCCGCUCUAGCGCAGGAAUGCUGCCGAGGCCGGAUUCCGCAACGCACGAGGUUGGGCAU
Messenger RNA from Exophiala viscosa, 1921 nucleotides. RefSeq names its product cytochrome P450. Gene Ontology annotation, molecular function: monooxygenase activity; iron ion binding; oxidoreductase activity, acting on paired donors, with incorporation or reduction of molecular oxygen. The record is from RefSeq and is a predicted model, not a curated record. Lineage: Eukaryota; Fungi; Ascomycota; Eurotiomycetes; Chaetothyriales; Herpotrichiellaceae. Bases 50 to 1627 code for a protein of 525 amino acids. The transcript is spliced from 4 exons.